Indicator indicator is the source of this 3286-nucleotide messenger RNA. RefSeq names its product HPS3 biogenesis of lysosomal organelles complex 2 subunit 1 (gene HPS3). The transcript has 17 exons. NCBI's taxonomy places the organism in Eukaryota, Metazoa, Chordata, Aves, Piciformes, Indicatoridae. Bases 1 to 3015 code for a protein of 1004 amino acids. Gene Ontology annotation, biological process: organelle organization. The record is from RefSeq and is a predicted model, not a curated record. Gene Ontology annotation, cellular component: cytoplasm.
AUGGUGCAGCUUUACAACUUGCACCCGUUCGGGUCGCAGCGAGUAGUGCCCUGCAAGCAAGAGCCGGCGCACUUCUGCUGCGGCCGCGAUGUGCUGUUCGUGGCCAGCACGGCGGCCAGCUGCAGGGUAGAGGUCUUCGCCGUGCGCGACCAGGGCCUCUGUGAGCCUCUGGGCUCCUUCGCCACACUGGGUCCCGUGCUGCGCAUGGCGCACAGCCAGGCAGGAGACUAUCUGGUGACAAUUGAAGAAAAAAGCAAAGCAACUUUCCUAAGGGCAUAUAUGAACUGGAGAUGCAUGUCUGCAGGGAGCUCUCGUGUUUGUGUUCGGAUGGUUGGUCACAAGAUGGAAGAGUCAUACAGUGAAACCUUAAAAGAACAGAUGUCAAUUGUGGAAAUGCCACUUUCAGAUCCUCCGCUGUGCAUCUCCUGUUGCCCUGUAAGUGGAGACCUUCUUGUGGGCUGCAAAAAUAAGCUAGUCAUGUUCUGUUUGAAAUACCUGGUCAUGAACCAGAAUUUGACUGUGUUAGACUUCGAACGCUCCUUAAUUUUACACAUGGAUAAUGUUACUCCUGCUGAAGUUGCAUUUUGUGCCAGACAUAUAGCCGUAACAACAGAGCUGGAUGUUCUCAUCCUGAAACUGGAACUGGUCCAGCAAAGUGCAGAGGGGACAGAGCAGUGUGCACUAGAAAAGCCUGUGGAUGGAGGUCUAAAAGAUGAAGGUCCUUCAAAAGAUAACUUGCAGCUUGAAUUAGAUGAGUUCAUCAUAUGCCAGAAGCCAGUGGAAUUGCUUGGGGAAGAGUGUAAGCUGUGUGAGAUACCCAUCACACUGGAGUCCACAGAGUUACCUACUGAAGACACAAAGCACUUCCAAGUGCAGUAUCUGCUUUUCAGACAUUUUACACCUGACCAGUCGCCUUUUGGGUUCUGUGAGGAGACAAAGUUGCACUCUGUUCAGCUGCUCCCUGUGUACCAGACAGGAAGUUCUGUGACAGCCCAUGAGGAAACUGAGAACAAGAGAGAACUGCUGAGUCUCUUCUGCUUUUUCUCUUUACCUCAUGUUGGAUAUCUCUACUCUGUUGGAAAUGUAGUAGAACUGAUUUCAACUUACCAAUAUUCAGAGAAGUCAGAGCAGGCAGUUCUCACUCCACAGUUCCUGCAUGUCAUUACAAGUGAGAACCUACAGUGCUUCACAGUGCGGUGCAGUGCAGCAGCAGCUCGUGAUGAGGAUCCAUAUAUUGAUACAACUGUGAAGGCUUGCCCACCUGUCACACUGGAUGUCUGCACAUUAAGAAUGCAGCUUUUUAUAGGACCAAGAGCCAUCUGCCACUUCAAGAACCAUAUAAUUCUUUUCACUAAGGCAGUCACAGAAGAUAUUACUGAAAGAAGAAAGCCUACAAGGAGGAUGCUUUCCAGGAAGGCUGACAGCAUCAAAUCCAGAACAAAUUCUGAGUCAGAGCCUGGCUGGAAUUUAUAUAUUAUAAACACUGUUUCAACAAUUCAGCUUUACAGAGAAAUGGUAGACUACAGCAGGACUUAUGAAAACGUCAAAACUAAGAGUUGCAUCCAUCUGCUAAGUGAAGCUCACUUACUGGUCAGAGCAGCUCUCAUGGACCCUUGUUUCCUUAACUCAGAUGAGAAAGAAGAACUUCUGACAGCGUUCAGAGAAAGUUGUGCCUUCCUAGGAGACUGCUACAGCAGGUUUGACACAAAGGAUUACCACCUUGCUUUGCCAUACUACAGAAUGUCAGGUUUAUCCAUGGCUGAAGUUUUGAAGAGGCUGGUUUCAGAAGGUGAUGAAAUGCAGACCUACGAGAGAGGAUUUGUAUUUUACUUAACUCACUCUCUUAAUGAAGACUUAAAUGAAGAAUUAAGUAAGGAAUCAGCAAAUAAAGUUCUCCAGAUAUUCCAUCUUGCUGAUCCUGUGCAGCUGCCUCAUAUCCUCUGCAGCACCUGCAUGAGAAAUGUGUCCCCUUUGACAGCUGUGAAUUAUCUUCAGAAAAUAGAAAAGACUAUGCCAUCAGUGGUUCUGACACUUACUAAGGCUUUCAUGGCUCUGAAAAUGGGAGACCUGGUGAUGUAUGAACAUGAGAUGGACUCCUACAAGGAGACAGUGCUGGCCUGUGGCUUCGCCGGGCAGCCGAAGCUCCUGAUGCAGCGUAAGGAAGGAGUUGUUACACCAACAGAGUUUGCUGUUCACCUGAAGGAGGUGCAGCCUGGUUUACUGGUGGCUGCCACUGUGGCUUUACAUGAGAACAGCAAAAUUGAACUGGAAGAAGCAGAUACCUUCUUCAAGAUACUGUGUAGUAACAGUGAAAACACUGUUCCUCAGCUCUUGAUGGAUUUUUGGGAAGCUCUUCUUGUAGUAUGCUCUCAGGAAGAAGUACUUCAGGAGCUUUUAUUGAGGGUUACUUCUCAGUAUGUUUGGAGAAUAUCGAAGCAGCAACUUCCUGAGACUAAGCCAUUGAAAACAGCAGAGGAUCUGAUAAACUCCUGUAAACAUUAUGGACUGAUUUUCCCAUGGAUAACUUCCAUAAUGUCAGUGGGAUCUCCAUCUGAUAAAGAUUACCAUGAAGAUAUCUCAAAACUACAGUCUCUUUUGUGUAGUCAGUCAAUCGAUAUAGCUUCAGCUCUGCCUCUCUUGGAGCCUCUGUCAGAGGCAGGCAGCAUCGGCCUGGCCGUCCGUGUUCUCUGCAGCACUCGCCUAGGCCAGCACGAGCAGGCCCUUGACCAGCUUCUCAGAGGGAGCCCUGCUGCAGCUGUGCUGUACGCUCAGCAUGAGCUGAAAGACGAGAGGAGGGCCAUGUGGUGGAACAAGCUGCUUCCUGAACUUUGCAAGAAAGCCAGACUCCUUGGAACUGAUUGCCCCGUUCUUAUCUCAGCACUGAAAGAAACUUUAUCAGUUGUUGCAACAGAACUUGAAUUAAGGGAUUUCCUCAGCCUUCUACCAGAGGAUGGAGCUGCAGCAUUUUUCCUGCCACAUCUUCUUCACUGCAGUCAGAGAAAGCUGCUCACCUGAACCAACAGUUGGGCUCCACUUAGGUCAUUUUGCAUCCAAGACAUUGCCUUGAAUUACAGCUGGCCAGGCUGCUCUGCCCUGUUAAUUACACACCCACACAAGUCUUACACUGAAAAUCUUUCCAUGUAGCAAUCCAAAAUGAAAAGGCCAUAAAUGAAAGAGAAAUGCAAGUGUCCCAAGGGGAACAGAAGAUGGAGACUGCUGCUUGCUUGAUUUUGUUUUCUUUUUUCUCCUGUUGCAUUCAGGCAAUGUUGUGAGUAUUCGAAGUAUC